This is a messenger RNA of Penicillium brevicompactum, 1332 nucleotides long. RefSeq lists its product as uncharacterized. The transcript has a single exon. NCBI's taxonomy places the organism in Eukaryota, Fungi, Ascomycota, Eurotiomycetes, Eurotiales, Aspergillaceae. The coding region runs from base 1 to 1332 and encodes 443 amino acids. The record is from RefSeq and is a predicted model, not a curated record.
AUGAUCACUGACUCGGAGUCUAAGUCUCACAGCCAUGUCCAGAAUGGUACCCUAGCAAGCGAGCACAUGCUUGCUACGUUCUCAAUGGCACGCCAUUCUCAAUUCCAGGCUGGGCAUGAACCUCAGGUCCAUCCCAACUUCAAGUUGAGAAGCAAUCAUGUUACAGGCCCAUUUACUUUCCUCAAUCCCACUCUGGCGCACUAUGCACCACGCGACCACCCAACCGUCGCCUCUCCAGAAUCAGAGCAAUCUCCACCGCCAACCGUCCAGCACCUCUGGCGCUCGCGCGAUAACAGAAAAGGCCGCCACGCUCUUCGCGUCAGACAUGGGCUGCCUUCAGAUGAAAUCAAAACACCACCACUGACACGCUCUGCACCGGCAAUCUUCACCGGAAUCCGCCGCAUGAUCAGCUAUGCUCCAUACUGGGACGUUUCAUAUCUAGUCGCCACAAGCUUCACCCUUGGGUCGGCGAUUUGGAUCAUCAAUGCGUUCUUCGUAUGGCUACCACUUGCAAACCCAAAGACUGAAUUCUCGGGCGAAUCGCUGGUCGGGGGUGGCGUGACGGCCUUUGUCGGUGCGACGAUCUUUGAGAUUGGAAGCGUGCUACUUCUCCUCGAGGCUGUGAAUGAGAAUCAGACGGGUUGCUUUGGGUGGGCGUUUGAGACAGUUCUUUCGAAAACGUCCGAGGACGGGCAACCUCAGCGCGCGCGGACGGAAUUGCGGCCUGAUAUGCAGGACUGUCGACAUCAUCAUGCGAAUCGACGGUCCUUUUUGCGGGGAAGAUAUGGCCGGGGCGCUGAUUCGGCCCAUACUUCGGAGGAUGUCAGUCGUGGUGUCUCUGCGUCGGAUGGGAGAUCAUUUCGCUGGAUACCAUCGAUGAAGGAACUGCGCACGCAUUACUUCCAUGAGCUGGGUUUUCUGGCUUCAUUGAUUCAGUUCUUCAGUGCUACCAUCUUUUGGAUUGCCGGGUUCACGGGUCUUCCUGGAAUAUACGGCCAUCUGAGCCAGGGCCUUGCAGAUGGUGUAUAUUGGGCCCCUCAGAUUGUUGGCGGAACGGGCUUCAUCUUGAGCGGUCUUUUGUUCACCCUUGAGACUCAGCCAAAGUGGUACAUACCUGCUUGGCAUGUUCUUGGUUGGCAUAUUGGCAUUUGGAACUUCAUUGGCGGCAUUGGGUUUACUCUUUGUGGCUCCUUGGGUCCUGCAAGCGCUCAUUCCGGUGUGGCGUAUCAAUCUACACUCGCUACCUUCUGGGGAUCUUGGGCGUUCAUGAUCGGCUCUACCAUUCAGUGGUACGAGAGUUUACAAAAACAUCCGGUUGAGAAGCAGAAUUGA